GUGUUUUAAUAAUACAAUUAAAUAAAUGUCAAAUAUAUAAAUAAAAAAGCACUGUCCACCAUAUAUAACACUCUAGCGUCGCCAUUGCCUCCUCCCAUUCCAGAGGACAUCUGAUACUGCUGUUUUUCUGAUUUCUGUAUUCGCGGCGUCAAAACAAAACCUAUUCAUUUAACGUUUCUCCGUUAUUCUCUGUCGAGAUUUAUGCCGCAGACGGGCUUUACGCCUGACACCGACAUUACGUAGCGCCCAAAGUCGCGGUUAAGAAAAUAAACUGUCAGGAGCCAAAAUGGAGUUUGUGGUCAGGGUUUUGCUGUUCUUUACCUGCCUCUGUUUUCAUGAUUUUGUUUUCUGUGAGGAAUAUGCAGAAAUGGGAGGCCUGAUCACGUUUUCUCCCAGCAUUCGUGGGAAACCUGUAGAAAUCCUGUGGAAACACAAUGGAGAUAAGGUUGUGGAGUACGACAACAGUGAGAUGGAGGAAUACGGCUCAUUCAAAGACCGUGUGGAGCUUGAUUUCGAAACAGGACAGCUCACAAUAAAGAAACUGACCAGUCAAGAUGGUGGACAAUAUCAGUCUGACAUCACGAUCAAUGGGAAAGUUCAGAGCUCCAGACAUACUUUAACUGUUCUGGAUGUUCUUCCAGAUCCUCGAGUGACCUGUGAAGUGAACGAGGCCUCAAAUCUUCAAGAGCUGUUGUGUUCAGUGGACUACAAGACUCCGCUGCUGUAUAAAUGGAGCGGGCCGAAUAUGAUCGAUCAUCCGGGAGUAAAACUGAUCAUCGACGAGCAGCAGAAAAACAGCGACUCCAUCUACACGUGCACUGUGAAGAAUGAAGUCAGCAGCAAAACAAUAGACUUCAAUCUGCAAGACUGCAUCACAGGAGGAGUAAAGCUUGAGGUGAUUCUCCCAGUCUUAACAGUAAUAAUACUCAUUCUGAUCAUUAUACUGGCAAUAUUCAUCUACAAGAAGAUGCAGUCAAGGAGGACUGGAGAGAAGAAAACGAACCUUGAAUAUGGAUCUUCUGAAGAAAAAGAACCUCUGAAUCACAGUGGAAAUAAGGAAGAGCGGUGCAAAAAUGCAGUUUUAGCAGAGGAAAAUGCCUGCAGCAAACCUGAUGAAACUGAGCAGGAAAAACUCUUAGGAGGCCAAGAUGAAGAGGAGAUUGAUCUUGGGAUUGGGAAAAAUGGACUUCUCAAGAUUGAUGAAGGUGUUAAUGAUGUCAAAAUACCAAGUGAGUUAAAAGAGAAGGGAAAUGUAAAGGAAAAGGACCAGCAAAACACAGGUUCAUCUGGAGCCAUCUUCCCCAAUGGAUCAGACAAAACAGGUGAAAAUGGAGGAAAAGCAAAAGCUCUGAAGGACAGUGGAAAUGAGGAAGAGCAGUGCAGUAAUGAAAACAGCCGACAUGCAGUUGUAGAAGAAGAAAAUGCCAACAGAAAAGCUGAGGAAACUCAAAAACUCCAAGAAAGCCAAGAUGAAGAGGAGGAAGGACAAACAGAGAAACUGGACAAGGGGAAUGAAAUGGGAGAGAUGUCAGUUAAAGAACUGACUGAGAAACUAGGAGGUCUCAACAUUAAUAAUUCUGAUUAUAAAGACAAAAUAUCAGAAGAGAAAAAACAGGAAGGAAACAAAGAGCAAAAGGACCAACAAAGCACAGCCACACAAGGAACAUCUACAGCACAGUCGUAUCAGUACGGUCAACAAGAAGAGAGCCAGAAGCCACAAAAGAGGAAUGAAAGUGGAGAAACGUCAGCUCAGCAGCAGAAUGAGGGUGAAGUAACAGCCAGAAAUGAGGAUCAACAGACCACAGGAGCAAACACACAGGAGGAAGAUCAUAAAAGCCUGAGCUGUGAGCUAAAACAAGAAGACAUGAAGCAGAGCAAUGAUCCUGCAGAUGCAGGGAUUAAUAAACAUUUAAAUGAUAAUGAAGUAAAGAUCCCUGAUCUGGACCAGAGAAAAGAUGACCUGUCUGUGCCAGAGGAUGAACAGCACGAAACACAGAGUGACAACCUUCAAAAGCAAGAACAUCUGAGCAAACAGAACUCUACAGAAAGAGAGAGUCAACUUCAGCGUGAGAACAUCGGUGAGGAAAGUGACACUGACUCAGAUUUAUGAGUGAUAAUAGCGAAUAUAAUAUUAUUGAAGGAAAGGAAGACACUGAAAGUUCAUCAGAAUAAAUUCAUUCAUCAGAUAAAGAUGAUAAGCUUCAACGAAAGAACAUCAGUGAGGAAAGUGAAACUGACUCAGAUUUAUAAGUGAUAAUAGUGAAUAUGAUAUUGGUGAAUCGAAACCAUGUGAAGAUGGCAGUAAGAGUUGUGAGAAGGAAAACACUGGAGGUUCAUCAGAAAUCAUGGAAAGAGGACGAAAUGAUGAAGACGCCCAACAACUUGAGGAAGAAGAGAAGUUAUAUCUUCAAAAAUGAUUGUUAAACUCGUGUCUUUUCCGCGAGAUUAAAUCAUUUUUACGUGAACAUGCAGCGCCGCUCAUUACUAGCAACGUUUCCAUCCAGCUAUUUUCAUUUUGGAAAUGCGCAUAAAAACAUAUGCGCAUAACUGAGGAGAAACUGUUUAUUCGAUAAGAAAAGAUGCGCAUAAACUACGAUAGAAACACUUUUACCGAACAAAUUUCAGUAUGUGCAUUAAAAAAAGGUCAUGUGAUGUUGUUAUAAGAGAUCAUGUGAUGAUGAAAAUGUGUGUGAAUGGACAAACCAGCAGGCUGAGCACGCUGUAACACAUCUGAACUGUUGUUUUGCUCAUUCUAAAUGACUUAACCGUUUUAAUAUCAGUGUUAUUAUAUUAUUAAUGACCUCCAGAAUCAAGAGCGUCUGCUCCGCGUCUCACGCCUUCAAACGCCACCGCGCGUUUAUUGCGUGUCAACAUUUGUCUUCUGAGGCGCAAGAGGCGCAAGAUUAACGCAGCUUCUCCUACCACAGCAAAUUCAGUUUUUACUAUUGAUUUUUGGCGCCAGUUUAUCAGGAAGUGACGAUUUUGUUUCCUUUAACUCGUUGGAUGGAAACGCUGCUUUAUUCGCACGUCUAUUGGAGACGUCUUUUAUGCGGUAAUCCAGUUUUGAGCAUAAAGUUAAUUCACAAUUUUGGAUGGAAACACAGCUGCUGUUAGUUCCAAUGCAGAUGACCAAUCAGAAAAGCUCAGAGGUGGGGCAGGUGUUGUGAUCAGUGUUGGCAGUAAUGCAUUACAGGUAAUGCGGGUUAUGUAAUAAUGUUACUGUUCUUGAGUAAAGUAAUGCAUUGUAGAGCCCUGCAUUUGAACCCAAGCCCGUUGGGACCCGACUUUUUUAUUGAAUUGAAUAAGCUACAUUGGUCAUAGUGUAUGUGUGGGUGUGAAUGCAAAUGUGCAUGGGUGUUUCCCAGUGCUGGGUUGUGGCUGGAAGGGUAUCCGCUGCAUAAAACAGAUGCUGGAAUAGUUGGCGGUUCACUCUGCAUACCAUGACAGACCCUGGCUUUUGGACUUGUUGCUGGUGACAGUCUGGAUGAUCCAUUUCUUCUUUAAUCCGGAGCACACGAUGUCCAUUUCUCCCAAAAACACGGGUUCAUCUGAGCACGGUACACGUUUCCACUGUGUGAUGGUCCAUCCCAGAUGCCACCGAGCCCAGAGAAGUCCACGGCGCUUCUGGACACUGUUAACAUAGGGCUUCCUUUUGGCACAGCUCUUUAACUGUAGUUUUAACUGGCGCUUGUGGAUGUAACUCUGUAUUGUGGUACUUGAUAAACGUUUGCCGCAGUAUUCAUAGACCCAUGUGAUGAUAUCACUUCUAGAUGAAUGAGGAUUCAUGAUGCAGCAGCCCCUGGGGGGUCGGAGAUUGCUUGUUCAGCUUAGGCUUGCGCUCGAUGAAAUAUCCAAAUGUCUUCCUCUCUGUCUCUGAGGAACAUUGUUUUUAAACAUUUAAUAUAAAGUGGAACCGGUUUAAUUUUAUUUAUUCAUUCAUUUUCUUUUCGGCUUAGACAACACGGGGGGAACAUGCUAACUCCACACAGAAACGCAAACCGACUCAGCCAAGGCGAGAGUGCUACCCACUGCUCCACCGUGCUGUUCUAAUUUCCAUUCAUUCAUUUUCUUUUCAGCUUAGUCCCUUUAUUAAUCUGGGGUCGCCACAGCGGAACGAACCGCCAACUUAUCCAGCACAUGUUCCACACAGCGGAUGCCCUUCCAGCCGCAACCUAUCUCUGGGAAACACCCAUACACACUCACUCACCCUCAUACACUGUGGACAAUUUAGCCUUCCCAAUUCACCUGUACCGCAUGUGUUUGGACUGUGGUGGAAACCGGAGCACCUGGAGUGUCCUAAUUUUAUUUAUUUUAAAUAAAAUAAAAUAAACAAAUACUUUGAAAAGGCAUAAUCUGGCUCGGCUAUUUACAUCAAAGUAAUAGUCUAAAAGUUACUAAAAGUUUUACUGUACAUCAUUCAAUUAUACAAUCCUGCCAUCUGGUGGAGAAACACACACACUGAUUGUAUAACAGAUAUAUAUAUA
Molecule: messenger RNA, 4484 nt
Organism: Danio aesculapii
Lineage: Eukaryota; Metazoa; Chordata; Actinopteri; Cypriniformes; Danionidae
Product: glutamic acid-rich protein-like
Exons: 8
Coding region: 287-2110 (607 amino acids)
Source: RefSeq, a predicted model, not a curated record